AGCUCAGCAGCAGCUCGGCAGCCAUUGGCCGGUCUGGUAUCGAGCAUCCUUCUAGAAAAAGCUCAACUUAAAGUAAAACACACGGACCGUAUUCCGCGCUGCACCGCUAAACACAAACCCAAACAGAGCCAAAUCUCUUUGAAGACAAAGAGUAUAAAGAUGCCUUCAGCAACAGUUGGCAACAAUGCUGUCCAGUCUGCUGUUCCAGACCUGGGAAAUGGAAGUCAAUCUGAGGCUAUGAAGCAAAUUCUUGGUGUUAUUGAGAAGAAGGUCCGGAAUAUGGAAAAGAAGAAGGUCAAAUUGGAUGACUACAAUGCAAAAAAGGACAAGGGAGAAACUCUGAAUCAGGAUCAACUGGACGCCUUGUCAAAGUAUCAAGAGAUCUUCCACAACCUUGAUUUUGCCCGAGAAUUACAGAAGAACUUCCUGGCGUUGGGCCAAGAGAUUCAAAAAGCAGUGAAGAAGUCUGCAAGACGAGAGCAGCUGCAGCGGGAGGAGAUGGAACAACGGCGGCUGAAGACGGUUUUAGAGAUUCAGUAUUUGCUGGACCAAUUGGGAGAUGAAGCCGUCAGACAGGACCUUAAACGACCGGAUGCCUCUGGCUCCUCUCUGCUCACUGAUGCUGACCUCACAUCCCUGGACGAGUUUUACAAAUUGGUGGGACCUGAUAGGAACUACGACAUCAGGUUGACCAACCAAUAUGAAGAAGCCUCACUGCACUUGUGGGAUCUGCUUGAGGGCCGAGACAAAGCCGUGGCAGGAACCACAUACAAAUUGCUGAAGGAGACUUUGGACAAGGUGCUGCUGAGUGGUUACUUUGACAGACCACAGUCUCAUCAGAAUGGGGCAUGUGAGGAAGAAGAGACACAAGAGGAAGAGACUGCACUGGCUGAGACUGCAGUUGCUGGGGAGCAGCAGUCAGAACCUGGUAACGUGCAACACAUAGAAGGACUCCCUAAUGAAAACUACACUGAGCCAGUUAAAGUGGAAACCACAGAGUUUGUUAACAGACAGUUCAUUCCAGAAACUACAUACAGUAGUCCAGACAAAGACCAAGUGGAGGAGUGGUCUGCAGAGGCUCAGAUGGUGAAUUCCCUCCAGCACCAACCCUCAACACAGCUGGCUCCAGAGCCAGCCGUAACUGUGAACCAAGCUGCUGACCCUCCUACCAGUGACCCAGUGGUCAGAAAGCAGGCAGUCCAAGACCUCAUGGCCCAGAUGCAAGGGACAUACAACUUCAUGCAGGACUCCAUGUUGGAGUUUGAUGGACAGGCCCUGGACCCGGCCAUCGUGUCUGCCCAGCCAAUGAAGCUUGUGAAGACUGUCGACCUGCAGCAGAUGGGUGGCCCUUCAAUCCACUCAGAGUCCAGGCUUUCUCAGACAACUGCAGUGUCUGGACCACGAGAAUCCUCUCCAGUAUUUAAUAUGAAUGCGCCUGUGCCCCCACCCACUGAUGGCCAUGCAGAACCCCUGAAGCAGCCCAGCCAGUUUCCCAGCAGCUAUGGACAGGCCUUUACCAGCCAGUCAGAAAAUACAGUAGAGCAGCCUGACAUCCCACAGGAACGAUUACAGUCAGUUGUUGGUGGGUUCCAGCCCCAAGAUCAAGUCCUGCCUUCGCCAGGAGGCCAUGAAGAUUCCUCUGCAGGUGCAGGGUUUGGACAGUCUGGCCAGUCCUUUUACAACAGCAGGGCUGCACCCAGGGGUGGACCUAGAAACGCUCGUGGCAUGAUGAAUGGAUACCGGGGCUCCUCGAAUGGCUUUAGAGGGGGAUAUGAAGGCUACCGUCCACCUUUCUCAAAUGCUCCUCCCACCGCUGGUUAUGGCCAACCCCAAUUCAACACAUCUCGGGACUAUUCCAGUAGUACUUACCAGCGGGAGGGAUAUCAACAAGGCUACAAGCGGGGAGCUGCCCAAGGACCUCGAGGUUUGUCCCGCGGCAACACUCAAGCAAUGCGAUCCUAAAGAAUCCUUUGGACUGCCAAGUUGCGCCACGUUGAACAUUCAGGAUUUUUGAAUGUGUUUGCCCCAGCUCACUUUUAUAACAAUGUUCUGUUUCUGAUCGACUCCCUCCCUCCCACCCACCCACUAUUGGCUUACUUGUGAGUCAGCCUGCUUCGGUCUGUCUAGAUCUUCUAAAUGUUUUAACACAAAAUGCUGAGGUUCCCCGUAUGAGAGAUUCUCAGCAAGUUUGUGUGAUGUAAAACUACAAAUAGAUAUUCCUGUAAACUUGAAAGAUUUCAUUAAUUUAUUUUUUUGUACAAAACAAAUGCAAAAAAUACCCUGCCACUGUCGGUCUGAUUCCAUGCGACUGGUUUUCUCCUGGCCUGUGCUGUCAACCACCUUUUUACUUUUGAUCUUAUCAUUUUCAUAAAGGCAUUUACUUUUUUUUUUUUUAACCCACUCUUGCGCCAUCGUGUUUGUACACUGUUAUUGGUUGAGACUGUUUCAAUAAAGUUGUAUCCUAUAA
Molecule: messenger RNA, 2467 nt
Organism: Cololabis saira (Pacific saury)
Lineage: Eukaryota; Metazoa; Chordata; Actinopteri; Beloniformes; Belonidae
Gene: caprin1a
Product: cell cycle associated protein 1a
Exons: 16
Coding region: 160-1962 (600 amino acids)
Cellular component (GO): cytoplasm
Molecular function (GO): RNA binding
Source: RefSeq, a predicted model, not a curated record